UACCAUAAUUGCUUAUAAUUAUAUUUUCUGUUCGGAUUUCCAGGCAUUGCACUGAAAAUGUAAGUGAAACAUGAAUCGAUUGAAGCAUCCUUACAGGAAAAUUAAGAGAUAAACGACCAUUUAACCUCGCGUGCUUUCGUAAAUGCUCGUGACACAUACGGAUUCCCGUUUAGGGGGGCAAAAAAGUUCCUGGUAAACACGCAUCUUUGCCACCUUAUGGAACUGACGAAAAACCGGAGAAAAUAAAAAAAUAUUUAUUUCUGUUCGGGCGGAAUGGACUGAUGAUCGGGAAAAUAAAAUGAAUUUUUCAGCAAGCGUUCUUAUCACCAUUCUAAUUAAAGACAUGCCGGGGUAAUCCACAAGGGACAGGUCCUUACGUCUGCGACGGAAUAAAAAGUAAGCUAACCCAAUAGACCUGAGACAAACUUCAUCAAGACACCUACUGGGAAAAAAAGAAAAAAAACUUUUCGGGGAGCUUUUAUCAAUUUCCACCCACUUUCGAGUCGAUUCAACAAGCCGAUGACAGCAAGUGCAUUCUAUAAAGAUAUAUAAGAAGCCGUCGGUCCUAGUGCUGUCGUGCAUUGAGGCUAUCUUGGAAAUACCUGCGGAUAAGGACGGGCUCCCACGACCGGACCGAUUUAGUCACUUUAACACUUAUAAUCCCUGAACGCGCUGAGAAUAAGGCUGCAACGAAGAGACACACAGGGUUAUAAGAAAGGACGUGGGUCAGCGAGGCUCUGAUUUCUCAGAUUUCAGUAGCGAUGAGUGCACUGCGUACACCUGUCUUUAUGGGACUCGUACUGUUGAUCUUCACUGCCGGAUACUGCAAGCAGAGUACUGGUCGCAUAGACGCCAAGGACGACGUAAGCUUAUUUCAUAUGAUAAUGGACAGAGUAACGCAAAUGAAGGAGAGGCAGGCGGAGGACAGCCCCAAGUCACAAUACUCCACGAAAAGACCUGACCAUUCAAUUGAUGCAAGGGAUAUACAAGAUUACAAAACGAAUCAUAAUGCUCAAAGUGUUGAGGUCUUUCCUAGGGAUCUAAGGCAGAAGGAAAAGUUUUUAAAACACUUAACCGGGCCCCUCUACUUUAGUCCAAGGUGUAGUAAACACUUUUACAGGCUAUAUCAUACGACCAGGGACUGUACAGUACCAGCAUAUUACAAAAGAUGUGCAAGACUACUCACGAGCCUAGCGGGAAGUCAGAGAUGUAUGGAUGGUUAAAUCUGGCAAUUUUAACCACACAGACACAGAGAACCAAGAAUGUGCCUUGGACAACAACAGGGAAAAUUUAUUUCAAAAUAUUAAUAUUUCUCAUCCAUCGUUACCAACAAAAAUAUAUAUUUUUGCAAUGGAAAGAACUAUGUGGACAGAGUGAUUCAUAAGCUGUCAGCGCUAUCCGGAAGCACUUAAAACUGCAGUUUUGCUUGCCGUUACAUCUGAUGAUAGAAAUGAAGAUGUUUCCUGGAAGAGGAGAAAAUGUUAAAUGUCCUGCUGCCAAACAAAGGUGUUAAUUUUUAUACAAAAAACACUACAAUCAUGUUUAUGUGACAUGCCUUUCAUGGUUAUUUUUGUGCUAAUGGUUCCUUAGCAGCACUGGCUAAGCAAGGCUAGUGGAAAAUUCCUUUGAAUUAUUCCAGUCACUCAUUCUUAAAUGAGGAUUACACUAGAUCCCACGAUUAAAUUAUAAAUUGCAUGACAAUUUUCUUGCCUUUUUGUCUUUGUUAGACAAUAUUUCUUAAGCGGAGACAAAUAUUUAUGUGCAGAUUACAUUCUAUGAAAGAAAAUGAGCGAUUUCCUGAACACAGUUGAAUGUGACAUAUAAUAUAUAUUUAUAUAUUCAAAUUAUCAUUUGUCUCUGUACAUUAAAUGUAUGAACAUUCCAUCUAGUGUGCAAUAUGUAAAUAUUAAAUAUAUGAACUAUGAAUAAAAGUGCUUGGUUUGUAAUAUCA
Molecule: messenger RNA, 1951 nt
Organism: Brienomyrus brachyistius
Lineage: Eukaryota; Metazoa; Chordata; Actinopteri; Osteoglossiformes; Mormyridae
Product: ALK and LTK ligand 2b-like
Exons: 6
Coding region: 762-1223 (153 amino acids)
Biological process (GO): positive regulation of ERK1 and ERK2 cascade; positive regulation of ERK5 cascade
Molecular function (GO): receptor signaling protein tyrosine kinase activator activity; receptor tyrosine kinase binding
Source: RefSeq, a predicted model, not a curated record